Messenger RNA from Lactuca sativa (garden lettuce), 585 nucleotides. RefSeq lists its product as uncharacterized. The record is from RefSeq and is a predicted model, not a curated record. Lineage: Eukaryota; Viridiplantae; Streptophyta; Magnoliopsida; Asterales; Asteraceae.
AUGAGGCUAACUGUUGGAAGCGAUGCAUCUGCUGUUGACAAAAUAAGAGGUUUUUCAAACUGGCUUUUGGACAUAGGAGAAGAUAAGCUUGGUGGUCUGAAUGAUGGUGAAGCAAUUGUGGAUAUUCCACAAGAUAUUCUUAUUAAUGAUCCAUGUGAUUCUAUAGGUUCAUUAAUCAAGUUUGUAUAUCCUUCAAUUGUGGAAAACUUCAACAUUGCAGGUUAUUUUCAGGAAAGAGCAAUACUUUCUCCCAAAAAUGAAGUUGUCCAAGAAAUAAAUGAUCGUUUGCUAAAAUUGAUUCCAGGAGAGGAAAAAGAAUACUUAAGUUCAGAUAGCCUCUACCAAUCCGAGUUUGUUCAUAAUCAGGUUGAUUGUAAUUUAUAUUCACCUUAUGUUUUAAAUGGUCUUAAACUAUCAGGUAUGCCAAACCAUAAGCUCAUUUUUAAAGUCGGUGUUCCAAUUAUGCUAUUGAGAAACAUUGAUCAGAAAAAUGGUUUAUGCAAUGGCACUAGACUACAAGUCAAAUCUUUGGGCAAACGUGUUAUUGAGGCAGUCAUCAUAUCUCCCUACCUAAUAAAAGAGUAG